AGCAGUCGGUGAGGUGGACACCACACUGAAGUGUUUGCGAUGCCCUCUCUCCGGGUCUGUCUUUGCUCGGCCCUGCUCUCGGUGUCAGUCCUGGGUUACAAUUUUUCGUCCAAUGGUUGGACAAUAUCCGGUGCUGAUGAGCUGUCUGCCAUGGAAGGGGCCACCGCUGUGUUGCCGUGUACAUUCACGCACCCACCCACUGAUCACAUCCUCACCGGCUCCGUGCUGUGGCACAAGAGAAAAUCCGGGGUUGAGAGCGUUGUUUUUAACUGUACAUAUCCCGGUCCCGGCCGCUCCCGGUGCGAUGAAGUGACACAGGAGGCCGGAGGGAGCCGGUGCAGUUUCGCAGGGCACCUCAGACAGAGGGAUGUAUCGAUAAUGGUGGGGCGACUGCGCCGGGAGGACGAUGGUGCUAGGUUUCGGUGCCAAGUGGACCUCAAUAUUGGACCCUUUCACACUGUGGUCCCAACACGCCUGACUGUGAUAUCUUCCGGCGAGAAUGUCUCAGUGGUGACUGGGACUGAGGGGGCUUCGGCUACGUUAUCAUGUGUGUUCCCACCGCUCAAGCACGCCCUUCUCGCGGUCACAUGGAUGAGGAAGGAUCCUUGCCGACACAUCGUCACGUUCAGACCCCAAGCUGAUGGAUCCUGGGCGGCGGAGAACGGAGCAACUCGGUUCGAGCUGGUCGGCAACCCAGAGCAGGGAAACGCCUCAACCAGGAUAAAGCAGCUGAGGGUGGAGGACAGUCACGGCUACUUGUGUCUCGUGCCGAUCAGGAAACCGGAGGCAAAAUACCUAUAUAUUUUAUACACUCCGUUUAUUCAUCAGUACCAACGUGAGCUCCGGCUGCGGGUCACACCCGUCACACAGGUUGCCCCCAUUGUGAUCUUGUGUAUUCCGCUUGGAUUGAAAACCUUUGCCCUGUUAGUGAUGUCUUUCAUUUAUUGUAGUGCCAAACUCAGAAAUGGUCGAGACUGAUAGAUCGCAGGAGGCUGGGAGGACCGAAAUUUCGAACACCGUGUACAUCCAAUCGGCCAACCCCCUACUGAAAGUGUCCACGGACCUACGCCGCACCUACGAUCGCAAUCUUUCGUUGCGUGCCAUGGUAUCGACUGGCAAUUUCAUCCGGUUCAUACAUUUCACAGCAGAUCGCCGUAUCGUUC
Amblyraja radiata (thorny skate) is the source of this 1163-nucleotide messenger RNA. RefSeq lists its product as uncharacterized. Gene Ontology annotation, cellular component: plasma membrane. The coding region runs from base 40 to 978 and encodes 312 amino acids. The transcript is spliced from 5 exons. Gene Ontology annotation, biological process: regulation of osteoclast development; regulation of bone resorption; regulation of actin cytoskeleton organization. NCBI's taxonomy places the organism in Eukaryota, Metazoa, Chordata, Chondrichthyes, Rajiformes, Rajidae. The record is from RefSeq and is a predicted model, not a curated record.